AUGGUUAUCGGAAUUUUCAUUGCUGCAGCAUUCUCCCUAAGAACGUACCCACUACGUUCAUACAACCACGUGACCUACCCCAAACAUUCCUCGAUGUAUAGACCCAGGAGAUCUCUCCCGGACGGUGUUCCUGAUGACAAUCUCAGAAAAAACGGCAAUGGUCGACCAUCACUUGAGAGCCAUGAGUCGUCGAUGGUGGAGGAGCCUUCGGAGCCUAGAAUCCAGUCCAACCAAGAGAUACGAGGACGGAUGAACUUGAAGGGAUUCAACCCUAACGAAAAACCCUAUGACCAAAAAAAAAAGGUCCAGUAUACAAUAGAAAACCUAGAUGGUGGGACGUUGGAGAUAACUUUGAAUCAAGUCUCACCUUCUGAGAAGGGUUUCCAACACCUCAGAAACAGCAGUAGCAGAGCACGUUCCAGAGCAGACCACGUGUCGAUGUGCGAUAUCCUGGGCGGCUGCAGGCUUCCAGAGAUACCUGAUCAUUCUGAUGAAUUCAUCAUACCAAGAAACAUAGAUGAAUCGAAAGAUAAUCCGGUAGGAGAAGAUGAAGAAGAAGAAGUCCAUGAAGUUGAUGAAGAAAAAGAAGUCCAUGAAGAAGCAAGAGAUCGAGAAGAGAUCGAGGAACAGAUUGAAUCAACUGAAGAAACAAAGACGCCAGUACAGGAACUCCCCAAUGGACCUACAACCACUACUACUACAGUUGAAGUACAAAUACAUAGUGUAGUGCUAAAAGUGAAGCACGUAUUUCCGAACGAUGAAAUCAAACCACAACUGAUGCAACCCAUCAAAAAUGAUACACCUAUACUGAUUCCAUUCAGGAAAUGGGACCUCAGCCAAUUGCCUGCUCUUACAAACGGCGCAAAAAUUGAAAUUUGGACAGUCAAAACGAGCGCUUCGGUGGAACGUCCUCGGUACGUUAUUGUGUGCUUCCAGAAAGCUAAACGUGACAUUGUCGAAGCUGAUGCUACCCACUUUGAUAACACGAGCAUAGUUAGUAUCAGAUUAGCCCUUAAUGGUGAAUAUUGGCCCAAUGAGAGAAUGCAGCUGGAUUUCGCUAAACAAGACUACAACCUUGCUUACUACAACUAUACCAGGUUCUAUUCUAGCUAUUCACAUUCGACGGAGGUUCACCCAAUCUUGGAUUAUGGGGAAUUCAAACAGCAUGCAUUAUUUGUGAUUGAUUGCUCGAGGCAGGAAGAGACCAUGAAAUCAUCGACAGUUGAUAUAAAGCUUGAAAUCGAAGCCGAUGAAGGAUUUCCUGCUGACACCAAAGCCUAUUGCAUCAUCGUACAUGACUGUCUGCUAGAGUACUUCCCUCUAACGAAAGUCGAACUCUGCAAUGGACCUACAACCACUACUACUACUACUACAGUUGAAGUACAAAUACAUAGUGUAGUGCUAAAAGUGGAGCACGUAUUUCCGAACGAUGAUAUCAAACUACAACUGAUGCAACCCAUUGAAAAUGAUAUACCUAUACUGAUUCCAUUCAGGAAAUGGGACCUCAGACAAUUGCCUGCUCUUACAAACGGCGCAAAAAGUGAAAUUUGGGCAGUCAAAACGAGUGCUUCGGUGGAACGUCCUCGGUACGUUAUUGUGUGCUUCCAGAAAUCUGAACGUGACAAUGAAGAAGCUGAUGCUACCCACUUUGAUAACACGAGCAUAGUUAGUAUCACAUUAGCCCUAAAUGUUAGCCAACGAAUGGACAGGAGAGUUAGCUCGAAUGAUCAGGGAUCGCGGUCUAUACUGGACGAGGAUAACCCAGUGGAGCACACGGUCUCUCCUCUCGAGCCUUCCAUUUCGUACGAUCUCAUUGAUCUGACAGAUGGAGAAGGUGGCAUCAAGUCAGGGGAUGUGGUUGACAGAUUUCCAUCCAGAGGAGGAGGACCUUUGUUCACGUCUCCCUCAGGCCCUCGGACAGGCCCUCAACCUUCUCCCUAG
Molecule: messenger RNA, 1941 nt
Organism: Phaedon cochleariae (mustard beetle)
Lineage: Eukaryota; Metazoa; Arthropoda; Insecta; Coleoptera; Chrysomelidae
Source: the annotation of a GenBank genome assembly